AUGAAAGAUUCUUUGUCAACGAACCAAUUAACCGGGCACACAAACAACCAAAUUCAAGCUCUUACCAUUACUUUUAUUGAGCUUCUUGUUGGGGUCAAGAAUUUUAUAUUGGCCAAGAAAGGGCCUUUAGGUACAAUUUGGAUAGCUGCUCAUUUGGAGAGGAAGCUUCGGAAGAACCAGGUUGCUGAUACCGAUAUCGGUGUCUCUGUCGAUUCGAUUCUUUUUCCUGAAGUACCAAUUGCACUGAGAUUGUCUAGUCAUCUUCUGCUUGGUGUGGUGAGGAUAUAUUCUAGAAAGGUGAAUUACCUUUUCGAUGAUUGCAGUGAGGCUUUACUGAAGGUAAAGCAAGCGUUCCGCUCCACUGCAGUUGAUUUACCACCAGAAGAAUCAACUGCCCCAUAUCACUCCAUUACCUUGCCAGAGACUUUUGAUCUUGAUGAUUUUGAGCUUCCAGACAAUGAUAUUUUUCAGGGCAACUAUGUCGAUCAUCACGUUAGUACGAGGGAGCAGAUUACCCUCCAAGACACAAUGGAUGGUGUUGUUUACUCCACAUCACAAUUUGGGUUGGAUGAGCGGUUUGGUGAUGGAGACACUUCUCAUGUUGGUUUGGACCUUGAAGAGGACCUGUUCCUAGACAAGGUUGUAGCUCCAAGGUCCGAUGAAGUUUCAGAGGCAAAUUUUCAGCCAUCCGUUGAACCAUUGGAACCAAAAGUAGAGGAAGAUCAUGGCAUGUUUGGAGCUGCAGAAGGCAUUUCAGUGAAUGGUACUAGAAACAAGCUGACGAAAAUGGUUUACCCUUGUGAGCAGAUAAGAGGUCAAGCUUCAAAUUCGGAAUAUCUUGACUAUGCUCAGGCUCCUUCCACUCCUGGGCUAGCAGAAGAGCCAAACUUGUCCAGCGUUCAGGAUGGCCUGGCGUGUGAUGAUCAUUUAGAACCAGAAAAUCACAAUUUAACCAACAUAGUAGCAAUAGAGGGUACAGGAAAUGCUUCCAGCAAGCCAGAUCUUCAUCACAGGGACGACGCAAUGAAUUUGUCUCUGGGCAAUCAUUUAAACCACGAUACUGUUGUGUGCAUGCCUGCUGAGGAGAAUGGCUGUCUUUCUGGUGAUUUGGAAAUCAAUCAAGGAAAGUCACAUGGAGAGUUACCAUCUGCUGCAGUGAAUAUAGACUGCUUAGCGGUAGAUGGAACUGUUUGUGCAUUAGAUGGAUCAGACAAGGUGGAAAUAAUAAAUCAUGUUGUUUGCAAUGGCGAAUCAACUGCGCCCUCUGUUGAUAAAAUCAAUGGGGAGUGCAGAGAAUCCACAGGAGUCAGGUUACAUGAACUAGAUAAUGUUGUAAUUUCUAAUGCUGUGGAAGACUUGAGCGCACUUGGAAAAGCUGUAGAUGCAAAAACUGGCUGUACAUUGGAAUUGGCUAGUGCCCCAGAGGAUGAUGCUCAGGCUUGCCAUGGACCAGAGGAUCCUGAUACUUUGAACAAAGACGUUGAUAAAGAAAAGACACACACGUCUGUGGGUGUGCUCCGGGCAUGCAAUUCCCAUUUGAAUGAACCUGAUUCAUCAUCCCAUGGAAUUAAUAACGAGGAGCUUCCCCCUGAACCACAAGAUGAUGUGCCAUGUUCAUUGGAGACAUCCAGCAGGGAGGAAGCGCUCCAUGCUUCUGGAAUUUCCACUAAGGUGCAAGGUGAAGAAUACCAUGUGACUGAUGGUAUAAAAUCAGUGGAAAAUAAGAUAUCAGAACCCAAUUCACAUGGAGAAAUUCAAGCAGAUGGUUGGAAACAAGAUGAGCAACCAGACAAUGCAUUCUCUUGUGAUAAUCAGUUGGAAAACUUGAAUAGUUCCCUGACUUUUGAAUUGCCUACGCCUGAAAAGUUGCUUUCUGUACCACAAGGGCUUCUUGAUAAGCCAAAUGAUUUGAUAGUUGAGUCAACACCAGACAAAGAAAUGUUAGAUGGGGGUGACGGAAGCAGUGCUGGAACCAACAUUACUGGAAAAAAGCGUAGUUUUACAGAAAGUUCACUAACUGUGCAAAGUUUAAAUUCAGCUGAUUCUUUUGGAGUCUCCAGAUCAAAGAGGACUGUGGAUUCCAUUCCUGACGAUGAUGAUUUGCUAUCUUCUAUAUUAGGUAUAUCGUUCUUCUUGAUGCCUCUAAGCAUGGCAUACUGCGACAUGACUUAUGACAUGGGUUUGAAAUGGGAAGCUGUUACGUCUGUUCCUAAAAAGUUUAUUGAACUAUAUGCUUUGAAAAAAGCUGAUGCUUCUAUAAAUAUGUGA
Molecule: messenger RNA, 2268 nt
Organism: Dovyalis caffra
Lineage: Eukaryota; Viridiplantae; Streptophyta; Magnoliopsida; Malpighiales; Salicaceae
Source: the annotation of a GenBank genome assembly